This is a messenger RNA of Aspergillus pseudoviridinutans, 687 nucleotides long. RefSeq lists its product as uncharacterized. Lineage: Eukaryota; Fungi; Ascomycota; Eurotiomycetes; Eurotiales; Aspergillaceae. The record is from RefSeq and is a predicted model, not a curated record. The coding region runs from base 1 to 687 and encodes 228 amino acids. The transcript has a single exon.
AUGCAGUCCAAGGCGCUCGCUGGUCUUCUUUUUCUUCUCACUCCGGCUCUGGCCAUACCCCAAGCUACGUCCGUGGCUUACUCCGAGUCUUCUAGCUCAUCUGACUCUUCCGACUUUACCGACUCUUCGGACUUUACCGACUCUUCGGAUACUGUCGCGCUUCCUUCGCUACCAGCCGACUUCAUUAGCGUUUUAGAGACCGCUGUCCCGGCUUCUUGGGAAUAUGAGAUGAUGGACCCCGCCUCUGCAGCCGCAGUCAUAAGCGCCGCUGCGGCUGGCACGUACCCAGCCUGGUACAACGACCUGCCAGCAAGCAUCAAAGCUGCUGUCACUGCUCUUGGCGGCUUCGACGCGGAUAUCGUUGGUGAAACUGGUUCAAUGACCACGGCUGCAAGCACUAGCUCAUCCGGACAUGUCACUGAGACUGCUUUGGCUACCACAGUCAGUAGCUCAACUGGCUCAGUCGCCAUGGAAACUCAAGCUUCCACUCAGUCUUCUGCUACCACGAGUGCUGCUUCUAGCCACAAGUCGGCAACCCCUACGUCUGCAAUCCCCACGUCUGCAAUCCCCACGUCUGCAAUCCCUACGUCUGCGAGCUCGACUGGUGGAGCACCCAUCGCUACUGGCGGUGUUGCUCUGGGCGUUGCUGGUGCUGCUGGUCUGCUAGGUCUUGUCCUUGCCCUGUAG